GAGAAAGAAAGAAAAGGAUUCUUUAUCUCUAAUCGUUUAAUUUUCCAUUCCUCUCCUAGGAACACCAUCUUCUUUCUUUGUUCUUUACAACAGUGGAAAUACACAACGCUAUGGACUACGGUCUGGUGCUCCUGUUUUCUCUGUUUCAAGCUUUAAGCAUGGGCACAGCAGCUCCUUUGCCAGUGGAAGUAGUGACGAUGAAAUCAAAAGUGAAGUGGAUGGCUGAACAGCUGCUGGUUAGGCUGGACAAUGACACAGAGUUAAAGGUUCCGGCCAACCCACCUUUUGAUGAUUUGGAUGGAACUUCCUCCAUAGUGACGGUCUUGAAUGGUUACAACAGCCUGAUCUCGGACACCUUUAAUGGGGUCGCCCAGAUCAAGUACGACAUCUCUUCACUGACAGGCUACAUUGAUCUGUGGAGGCAGGAGCACUGCAGCCAACAGCGACCAAAGCCUGAAGUACCAGGGCCACUGCAAGAGCUACAGAGCCAGAAAGAAUACAUUCACACCGUGGGCAUUGAGGCGCCCAUGAGAGUGAAGGAGUUUCUAAAACGGCUGCUGAAGAACCUGGAUCAGCUGGAGACUUGCUGAAGGAUGUACAUCAGGACCAGUAUUUCCAAGCUAUCGCCCUGAUUGUUGGACAACAUUUGUAAAGUCUCCAUCAGCGAUGCCUGACUUAACAUUCUGAGUUGUCCACGUUGAAAACUUGAUAAUGUUUUGAACUGAAAUUAUUAUUGAACAGGCACUUAUUUAUAUA
This is a messenger RNA of Neolamprologus brichardi, 756 nucleotides long. It is a transcript of the gene lepa, whose product is annotated as leptin a. Lineage: Eukaryota; Metazoa; Chordata; Actinopteri; Cichliformes; Cichlidae. The record is from RefSeq and is a predicted model, not a curated record.